Messenger RNA from Danaus chrysippus (African queen), 798 nucleotides. Lineage: Eukaryota; Metazoa; Arthropoda; Insecta; Lepidoptera; Nymphalidae. The record is from the annotation of a GenBank genome assembly.
AUGGGGACGCUUAUUGCAAAUAUAACAAAAUAUUACAACUACCUGAACGAGGAUUUGGCAGAUCCUCGGACUAAUCAUUUCUUCCUGGUCUCCACGCCCAUACCGGUGAUGACGAUAAUGUUUUUAUACCAUCGAUUCGUCAAAUCUUGGGGACCAGCGUUUAUGGCCAACCGACCAGCGUACGACUUAAAGAAUCUCCUUAUUUUAUACAACAUCAUACAGAUAUUUCUUUCUGGAUUACUCGCAUUUGAGUGUCUUCGAUGGCUGUACCUACCCGGUUAUUACAGUCUUUGGUGCCAGAAGAUCAACUACGAAGACACAGAAGUGGAACGUAUGGUUAUCAAUUACGUGUGGUUAUAUUACGCUAUCAAACUUGUAGAUUUAUUAGAUACGGUUUUCUUCGUGUUCCGUAAGAAAUUCAAUCAGGUAUCUUUUCUUCAUGUCUACCAUCACCUGGGAAUGUGCUUGCUGGGAUACAUCGGAACUAAAUACGUUCCCGGUGGUCACGGUAUAAUGUUGGGUUUUAUAAACUCCUUCGUUCACGCAGUGAUGUACACCUACUAUUUAAUAUCGGCUGUAAAGCGUGAGUGGGUUAGAAUAUGGUGGAAGAAAUACAUCACACAACUACAGAUAUUACAAUUCCUUCUCCUGAUUAUACACUUUGGCCACAUCUUAUUCGAACCUUCAUGCGGUUAUCCGAAAUGGGUGUCCUUUGUAUUUUUACCCCACAAUAUAUUUAUAUUGUUCCUAUUUUCAGAUUUUUACCUUAAGGAAUACAUUCACAAAAAGAAGAAAUAA